GGGAUAACACGUACCUCCGAUCGCAUACCGGUAUGAGGAAAAAUAUUAAAUAACAGAGUAAUUAAAAAUAUUUUUCAAUUAAAAAAUUGUCAAACAAAAUUUUUCUUCCACUCAUAACAACCGAUUAUUACAGAUUAAUCGAUUUUUGUUUUUAUCGCGGUGAAAGUGACGUGACUUCCUACCGGAAGUUGUGGAGAUCCGGUGGAAGUGAUUCGAAUUAUUGAUUUAUUUCUCAUGCAUGAGAUCCGUGAAUGAUUGGUGAAUUUUGGAUUUUAUUUUAGAAAGUUUACGGCAAUUUUCACUCUUGUUUUUUGUGGAAUUGAAUGAAUGAAGGAGAUGGAGGGGGGCGUCCACGGGCGCCGGGUACAUGGGCUCAGGCGGGAAUUUUUUAAACCUAUGUCGGAAUUCCCCGCUGACACAGAGAACGGCGACAUGCAGGCGGUGAUGGAAAAUUUUCAGAAAAAAAAUAAUUUGGUCAGCGGGAGGUCCCAUCACCUCCCACAAGUCACGAGUUCUUCACAGUUGCUGAAUCAGAGUCAGAGUAGCAGCAGCACAAGUAGCACAACAACGAGCAGCAGAGUUGCUAAAUCCUCCCAGAGGAUUCUAACAUCAUCAUCGUCGAGUGAAAUGAAAGCAAGCUCCAUGAAGAGUGACUUGACUGAAUUAAAAAGAGGAAUUUCCGAGAUGAAGAAUAUUUCUACCAAGUUCUCGAGAUUGAGAAAUAGUAUGGAGAAUCUCGUUGACAGGGAGGGGAGUGUCACCGAGGAAGACGACCUGUCAGAGCCCCUGGUGACAUUUCCUGAUCCAGACACACCUCCACCGGUCUCUGGACCUGGAACUCUGACAGUCGGUUCCCCAACACAACUAGGAACUCUAAAUCCCCUCAACAAUCUUCACAGCAUCACACCGACAAUAAAUAUGUCGACAAUCGGUCUGACCGGUGGCCAAGAGACAAUGAAAUUCGAGCAGAAGAAGAUGACGAGUGCCUCGAAGACCAAGGUUGUGACUGAUGGAUUCAGUGCGGAGAAAGCAACAGCAAACAGCGCAGAGAUGCGUGCACUGCAAGCCGGUGAUGUAUCGUAUAAAGAGGAAAGUGCAGCGACCGCUGCACGAGCUCGGGUCGAGGUCGAUGGAGUUUCGGCUGAGAAAAGCGUCGCCUCGGCAAGGGAGCAAAGGAGUUUGAAGACGAAUGAUUUGUCUCAUCAGGAGAGCAAUAAUGUCGCGGCGACCAGCAUGAAACUACAAAGUGACUCUUUCAGUACAGAAAAGAAAGCGAUGGCAGCGCAACAACAGCGCCAAACAGUCACUUCAUCCGGCAUCUACAAUCAUGAGAAGCACAUGGCGUCGUCUUCGCAAUCCUCGAUAACAAUCGCGAAAGGUGUCACUUCGAAAUCAUCGAUGAUAACCGCGGCAAAUGCUGUAAAUCAGCUUAUGAACGGUAAGCGUCCGCAGGAGGAAGAGCUCCUGACGAUGCCACUGGAUGAUUUGGACCACCUCUGUUCAUCCUCAAAGCAGUCGGACGUAGACCGUGCCCGGGCCAAAUACUCAGGUUUCCUCGACCACUUCGUGGACCGCCUGAAGUCUCUCGAGAAUUCCACAUCACCGACCGCACCACUCCUCCUAAAUCGCGUCAACGAUAUAAUCCGAAAGGCUUGGGCUGUCCCGACACACGGCCACGACCUGGGCUACACUCUCUGUAACACCCUCCGCACGCGCGGUCUCCUGGACCUCCUGGUAACCAACUGCAUGGCAACGGACCAGGAGCUGCAAUUCUCGUCGGCGCGCUUGCUCGAGCAAUGCCUGACAACAGAGAAUCGCGCUCACGUGGUGGACCACGGUCUGGAGAAAGUUGUGAAUGGUGCAUGUGUUUGUAUAAAAAAUACAAACUCCGUGGACCAUUCGCGCGUGGGUACCGGUAUCCUUGAGCAUCUGUUCAAACACUCCGAAGUCACCUGCAGCGAUGUCAUCCGCCUCGGUGGUCUCGAUUCCGUUCUUUUCGAGUGCCGGAAGAAUGACGUCGAAACGCUUCGUCAUGUUGCUGGUGCCCUGGCUAAUCUGUCGUUGUACGGUGGUGCCGAUAACCAGGAGCAAAUGAUCAAAAGGAAAGUGCCGGUCUGGUUAUUUCCCCUGGCCUUUCACAACGACGACAACAUCAAGUACUACGCUUGCCUCGCCAUCUCCGUUCUGGUCGCAAACAAAGAGAUUGAGGCAGCUGUCGAAAAGAGUGGAACUCUCAAUCUCGUCGAGCCCUUCGUCACAUCUCACAAUCCCUAUGAAUUUGCAAAGUCAAAUCUUGCGCAUGCUCAUGGACAAUCGAAAAAUUGGUUGGAGCGUCUGGUACCGGUUUUAUCAUCGAAACGGGAGGAGGCACGUGCCCUCGCUGCGUUUCACUUCUGUAUGGAGGCGGGUAUAAAGCAACAGCAGGGAAACGAAGAGAUAUUCAAAGAAAUUGGGGCAAUUGAGCCCCUGAAGAAGGUAGCAAGCUGUCCAAAUGCCGUUGCGUCGAAGUACGCUGCCCAAGCUUUGAGGCUGAUUGGUGAGGAGAUACCGCACAAGUUGAGCCAGCAAGUGCCCCUGUGGAGUACCGAGGACGUCAGGGAGUGGGUGAAACAGAUCGGCUUCACCGAGUAUGCGGACAACUUCGUGGAGAGUCGGGUUGAUGGAGAUCUCCUUCUUCAGCUCACCGAGGAGAAUCUUAAGGAGGACAUCGGUUUGACCAAUGGCAUAAGGCGGAGGAGAUUCACCCGGGAGCUUCAGAAUCUCAAACGAAUGGCCGAUUACAGCAGUCGUGACAAUGGCGAUCUCAAUUCACUUCUUCAGUGUGUCGGGAAUGAGUUCUCGAUUUACACCUACGGCAUGCUCAAUGCUGGUGUUGACAGAGAGAAUAUCAGGAAUAUCAGUGAGGAUCAGCUGCUCACUGAGUGCGGCAUCACCAACAGUAUUCAUAGACUUAGGAUCAUGGACGCUAUCAAGAAUAGCCAGCAGAAUCAACUAAAUUCGUGUGAGAAUCAGAGUCCCGACAAGAGUCUGGAUGUAUUUGUCAGUUAUCGACGGAGUAAUGGAUCUCAAUUGGCUAGCCUGCUCAAGGUUCAUCUCCAGUUGAGGGGAUUCUCCGUUUUUAUUGAUGUGGAGAGGCUCGAGGCCGGCAAGUUUGAUAAUAAUUUGUUGCAGAGUAUUAGACAGGCCAAACACUUUCUACUCGUCUUGACGCCCAAAGCGUUGGACAGGUGUAGUCAAGAUAACGAGUGCAAGGAUUGGGUACACAGGGAAAUUGUCGCGGCACUCCAGUCUCAAUGCAAUAUCAUUCCGAUUAUCGAUAACUUCCAAUGGCCUGAGCCCGAGGAGCUUCCGGAGGACAUGAGGCAGGUCUGUCAUUUCAAUGGAGUACGAUGGAUUCAUGAUUAUCAGGAUGCGUGCGUGGACAAAUUGGAAAGGUUUAUGCGAGGGGAACUCCCAGCAGGUACGUCCAUGGCCGGUGUACCUAGGGGAAUGGUAUCCAAGGAUGUGACAACUCCUAGCACUCCAGGUAGUGCCAACAUGAGACAUCCACCUAGUUACCAGAGAAUGCACAGCAAUGAGAGCCGCGGCAGUGACAAGGACUCAUCGGGUGGUAGAGAUUGACUAGAAGGCCCCCCCACAGCUAUUCCAAACAGACUGAGGAAGACUUCGAGUCCUGGCUGGCUGAUGAGCAUCCCGCCAACGUCUCCACGUCUCAAGUUCGUCCACACACAUCCUGGAAGGGGUCCAAUUCCCCAGAGACCACCCAGGCAUCCAACCACGCCCACGAACCGAUCAAAAUCCCUAGAACUCUUGGACGAACCAGAGAACCUCGAGAAGAUCCAGAGGAUCUUCACUUCAAGACCUCCACCACUUCCCAGACCUCGCUCCAGGAGUCUAGAUGGCCUCCUCGACGAUGAUCUUCAUGAAAAACUCCCAGAAGGUUUGAAAAAAUCGGACAAUUCCUCAAACGGGAAAAAAAUACACAAUUCGAAUGAAAAUUUAUUAGAUACUCGCCGAAUAUCCCCGAGUC
Molecule: messenger RNA, 4030 nt
Organism: Fopius arisanus
Lineage: Eukaryota; Metazoa; Arthropoda; Insecta; Hymenoptera; Braconidae
Gene: Sarm
Product: sterile alpha and armadillo motif
Exons: 9
Coding region: 328-3621 (1097 amino acids)
Biological process (GO): response to axon injury; signal transduction; negative regulation of MyD88-independent toll-like receptor signaling pathway
Cellular component (GO): dendrite
Molecular function (GO): protein binding; signaling adaptor activity; NAD+ nucleosidase activity
Source: RefSeq, a predicted model, not a curated record